This is a messenger RNA of Plutella xylostella (diamondback moth), 2275 nucleotides long. Lineage: Eukaryota; Metazoa; Arthropoda; Insecta; Lepidoptera; Plutellidae. The record is from RefSeq and is a predicted model, not a curated record.
UCACUAGUCCAAUAACGGCUGCUCCAAACUGUAUGAGAGACGACCAAACAAUCAUCCGCGUGUGUUUGACUCAAGCAGUUCUGUGAUUCGAAUUUCAAAUGUGGACGUAAAACUUUAUUCAUAAAUAAAAAAUAAGUGAAUGUGAUGUCUUGCCGGCCAUGACGUGUGUGUGAAUAAAAACUUUUUGGAAGUUGGUUUCUAUUUAUGAAAGUGUUUUAAAUUGUGCUGGUUCUAAGAAGACGUGCAAAAUGACUCGCUCAAAUAAUUUGUUUCGCCAAUAUCAGUUAAUCACAUCCCGGCCAUCCAGACGCCACAUAUCCUCUUCAUCAUCAGACCGCACGUCGACGUCUCCGCAGCGGCGCGGGCCGGCCGUGGGGCGCCGGCUGGCGGAGCCGCGCCGGUUCAGCGACAUCCCUGGACCCAUGGCGCUGCCCAUGAUGCGGCACUCCGCACAUAUCCUGCCGAGGAUAGGUAGUUUCCACCACGUGGUGGGCCUGGGUCUGCUGGACAGUCUCCGCACCAGGUACGGGGACCUGGUCCGCCUGGCCAAGGGCUCCCGGACGCGGCCGGUGCUCUACGUGUUUGAUCCAGAGAUGAUGAGAGAGGUGUACGACAGCAGCGCCACCGCACCGCCACACUGGGAGGGGUCCCCGCUCUCGCAGCAACGGAAGACCAACCCCAACCGAUGUCCGAUACAAGGGGAUGAAUCGAAGGCAAUAUGGGCUGCUUUAAGGGCUCUUCUGCUGGACGGAUCGUUACUGAAAAACUAUGAAAAGGCUUUUGAUGAUAUCGCCACAGACGCCACUAGGAGACUAGAAGAACUUCGGCAUGCAGAGAACGCGUUGAACGAGGAAAUAGAGACUGAACUAUACCGGUGGGCGCUGGAGUCCCUGGGCGUGCUGGUGUUCGGCACCCGGCUCGGCUGCCUCGACGGACCGGCCCAUGUGCCCACCGACGAGAACAGAACCCCAGAGCAGACCUCCCUCGAAGACGACGCUCCCCCAGCCCAGUGCUCGCUCACGAAGCGCUCCCUGGCCGGGCUGACAGCGGCCGAGCGUCUCGUCCGCGCCAGCCGCGACGUCGCGUCAGCCGGCUGCCUCGUGCGGAGCGAACUCACGCUGCGCCCCGACACGGAAGGAUUUAAUGAGGCUUUGAAGGCGUUUGAUACUCAUUUUAGCUUAAUGGAACAUUUCCUGAAACAAGGACUAGAAGGAAUCGACUCCGGCGAGUUAGCGCCUGAAAAGAGCCUCCUCGACAAACUGCGGCCGCUGAAGAACAGGCUUCUCCCGGUCACUGCUGACAUGAUGCUGGCUGGAGUGGAUCCGCUAGCCCAAUCAGCACUGGGUAUGCUCUACCACCUAUCCCUGCACGCCGCACAACAACAGCGCGCUCACGACGAGGUAUCCUGGGCCGCAGCCUCACGGAGCGCCGGCGCCGGCUGUCCCGAACUCCCCUACCUGGCCGGGGUGGCGCGGGAGGCAAUAACAAUAGCCUCAGGCUGCCCCGAGCUGCCCUACCUGGCCGCGGUGGCGCGGGAGACACUGAGACUGCACCCGGCCACCGGAGGGGUUGUCAGGAGGAGUCGCGAGGAGUUUGUGGUGGCGGACUAUGUUGUGCCGGCUGGGGUAGACAUAGUGCUUGCCCACGGAGUGACGAGCAAAUGCGACAAAGAAUGGGGAAGACCGAAAGCUUUCAUCCCCGAGCGAUGGUGUUCAGACUGGCAGCCGCUCAGCGCGAGCCGGGCGCAUCCACUCGCGUCCAUGCCCUUCGGAGAAUCCUGCCCAGCUGAAGGAGUAGUCGGGAAAAUGCUCGCCUCCCUCGCAACCAGGGUUCUAGACAAAUACAGGCUGGAGUGGCAUGGCCCGCCGCCCAACCUUGUUACCGCCGGAGUAAACAAAAUUCAGCAGCCAUUUUAUUUCGUUUUGAAAAAUGCUGCGUGAUUUUUGCGCGAUGUGGACGUUACGUGACAUAUUUGUAUCCGUAUGUGAUAUUGAUCUAGGUUUUGAUUGUUUGGAUUGUGUUGUAUUUUAAGGUUACAAAGCUUAAAGUUAGGUGCUUUAACAAUAAAUUUGUGAUAACGAUUCCAUUAUUCAUGUGUUGUCCCGUUUGAUGAUGAGACAAAUUGUGGUAGAGCUAUACCGAGGCUAAGCCAUGUUUAUUUGAUAGUUUAAAAGUUUACAUAAUUUUGAUCAUCUCCGUUGAUAAGUUUAUGUGCUAUCUCUGAUUACACUAUUGUUUUCACUGUUGAUUUAUAAAUAUGUUUUUCGUAUUUAAA